ACAUAGUGUGAACCUGGCUUGUAUAUCAUCUACUGCUUUGUCAGCACUGUUCUUGGUUUAGCACUCCAUAAUGACAACCCCCAACUCAUACUUCGUCCCCGGAUAUGGCAUUUCUCGGGCUGUGAUCCAGAAUGAGAUAAGAUAUCAUUGUGGUCCCGAUGCAAUCGUCAGACCGUACACAUUCCAAGGACGAGACGGCUUUCUCAUAUCGACUAUUGGACCGCCAUUGACAAAGGCGCAAAUCGAGGACCUGAAGAUGUCAUCGCGCGAGUACGAAGAGAAGCAGUCACGCAUAGCCGGCGAACAUGACGUCUUCGUGAACGCACCCAUACCCAUCAAUCAAAGGAUACGACGCAGCCAAUAAGCCACGCUUCAGUCAUGAUCGAGCUCUCCAUUUUGGCAUCGGAGCCAUAGAGCAGCCGGCCUGGCUCUUUUACGGACCUUACACCUCAUACGUUCGUUGAAGGUCCCCGAGGACGAGUGAUAAUUGCCGAUGCCCGACCGAUGCAUAUGUCGUAACGAGUCUUCUUUCCAAGCGUCAUCGUUGCCAGAUUCUGGCCUGUUAUCAUAGUAUUGGCUUUGGAGGAAGCCGCAAUGCUUUGACAUCGCUGCUUUUGUUGUGUUUCCGCAUUCUGAGUUGUAGAUGUAUCAACAGGCAGCUCUGGCCAAGCAGCUCUAGUUCAAGAGACAGGGCAGAACCAGACACCGAAAUACGCCACGAACAAUAUGUUCCUUGGAACGACGGGGCAAGCGCCAGGGCCAGGGUAGCUCUCAAGGUAGAUCUCGUAGGUAAAUCUCAGAUCUUGCUGGUACGAAUUCCGAAC
Molecule: messenger RNA, 824 nt
Organism: Macroventuria anomochaeta
Lineage: Eukaryota; Fungi; Ascomycota; Dothideomycetes; Pleosporales; Didymellaceae
Exons: 3
Coding region: 71-364 (97 amino acids)
Source: RefSeq, a predicted model, not a curated record